AUGACUUCUUGGAUUUCUGAUGGAUGGAAACAAAAAAGUAUCAGUGAUGGUGGUGGUGAUAUUAUUAGAAAGAAUCCUGUCAUUAUUAUUGAAUAUAGUAUUUUCAAUGAUAGUGAUGAUGAUAAUAAUGACGAUCUGGAUGACAGUGAUCUCGAUUCUAUUGAAGGAAGUUCAAUUGAAUCUUAUUCAUCCAGUGCAGAGAUAUCAACCACUAAGCCUACUCAAUCUCCAGUUAAAAGCCAUUGUACUUAUAUCAAUUUACCAAACUAUCCAAUGGCAAAUCAAAGAAAAAAAUGUAUAGUGAAACUUACCAAGACAGUUCACACUAUAGACAGAGCAUUAUAUCGGCCUUCUUUAAUAUAUCCAAUGGUUAAUUUAAAAUACCAAUUACAAUUGAUAUAUAAUCGAAAAGGAUUUGAGGAAUCAUACAGGAAAUGA
Messenger RNA from Funneliformis geosporum, 438 nucleotides. NCBI's taxonomy places the organism in Eukaryota, Fungi, Glomeromycota, Glomeromycetes, Glomerales, Glomeraceae. The record is from the annotation of a GenBank genome assembly.